AUGUCGAGUUUCUUUCGCCGCCUCUAUCUAGGUUCAAUUUCACCUCCCCUCGUUGUCAAGGAACAUGAUGCACUACGAAUCGGGCUGUUGGGGGCAUCAAAUAUUGCACCUGAGGCGGUGAUAUUGCCUGCCAGAUCACACCCUGAAGUGAUCAUCUACUGCGUGGCUGCACGAGAUCGGAAUAGAGCGAACAUCUAUGCAAAGAAGCAUAAUAUACCUGUUGUUCACGACACAUAUGACGAUGUCAUAAAUGACCCUUCGAUCUCUUGUGUGUACCUUGCAUUACCCAAUUCACAUCAUUUUGAAUGGGCUCUACGUGCCCUCAAGGCUGGGAAGCACGUUCUUCUUGAGAAGCCAUCCACGUCCAAUGCUAUCGAAGCUAAGAAACUUUUCGACCACCCGCUUGUUACUGCCUGUGACGCACCUGUAUUACUCGAAGCGUUUCAUUACCGAUUCCAUCCGGCAUGGCAAACAUUCCUUGACCUUAUCCACAACGAUCCCUCCGCCGGUCCAAUUAAAAACGUGUAUAGCCAGUCUUUUAUGCCUAAGGGCAACUUUCCAGACAACGACAUACGGUUCAAGUAUUCUUUAGCUGGAGGAUGUCUGAUGGAUUUUGCGGCAUAUAAUAUAUCCCACGUUCGGCAAAUGCUAGAUGAUCCACAUCCCAGAGUGCAAAGUGUGGUAUUCCGUACACAUGAGCAUUCCAGCACCACAUCCCCCGUUGAGGGAGAAAAUCCCGAGCAGGUCGAUGAAGCAGUUUCGGCGUCCUACAUAUCUCAAACUGGAGCAAUCGGUCAUGUGGUCGCAGACAUGAACUCAAGGGGUGGCUGGCCGUUGCUUCCUCGUUCUUGGACUCAAAAUUGGCCCAGCAUUGGGUGGCCCAAAUGCACGGCCGAAUUGGAAGAGAAGCUUAUUGAUGACCAUACCACUCAUGGGGAGAAACACUUAGUUCAACGCGUCGUCACACUCUAUAAUCAUAUCUUUCCACACGUUUACCACUGUAUUACAAUCGAGGAUAAGCACAUAAUCAGGCUUGGUUCAGAAGACCUGAGGUCAUGGGUAGAAAGAAAGAACGUUAAGGCUUAUACCUGGCCUGGAGAUUCAGAGGAUUGCCAUGGUAUGGAAUGGUGGACCACUUAUCGCUAUCAGCUCGAAGAGUUUGUUAAUCGCAUUAAGGCUCGUCACGGCAAUGGGUUGUGGAUUAGUAGAGAAGAUAGUAUCAGUCAGAUGGAGGUCAUUGACGAGACGUACAGAAAGGGAGAUUUGAAAUUGCGGCCAACCUCUACAUUCGAUAUUGAUGAUGGAUUAAAAGAGUGA
Molecule: messenger RNA, 1317 nt
Organism: Talaromyces stipitatus ATCC 10500
Lineage: Eukaryota; Fungi; Ascomycota; Eurotiomycetes; Eurotiales; Trichocomaceae
Product: dimeric dihydrodiol dehydrogenase, putative
Exons: 3
Coding region: 1-1317 (438 amino acids)
Molecular function (GO): nucleotide binding
Source: RefSeq, a predicted model, not a curated record